UAAAACAGACCAUCGGAAACGAAAUCCUGCAAACUGCAAUGUUUAUUCAUGGUACAUUUAUCUGUGACUACAUUCAUGUUUUUUCAGAAUUGAAUAUAAAUCAUAAAUAUUUCAACUAAUAAUGCACUAUUCAUGCACAAUAUCAAUUUAAGAAUAUCUACCACAGUUUGAUAAUGUUGGAAAAAUCUAUAUGGUUUUCCCAUAUUUCAUAUUUUCUGAGCAGCUAUACAGUACAAAAUGUUUACUGUAAAAUUUGUCUAUUUUUAAUAUUUUUAUUUACGUUAGCUUGAGUAAAAUAAUAAAAAGUGAGAAUGCACUGUAUGAAAUUAAUGUUACAUUACUGAAAUAUGAUUACUUCUUAUACAAAUUAUAGAAAAGAUAAAAGACUUUGUGGGUAUACCCAAUAUAACAAAAUCUCCAAAACAAGUAUUAGAUUUAUGAAUACUUAUUCAAAAUUAUCAAGAUUAUACAUUCCUAACCUAUUUAUUGAAAAUUUAAAGCCGAUAGGCAAUGAUGGAAUAAAGAAAGCAUGCGUUUUCAAAUACAGUGUACAAUGUAACGAGAAAGCUUUCAACGAAACUAAUGAUUUUGAGUAUAAAAUAAUGGCAUUACGCAGUAUGGUUAACAAAGGGGUAGUUAGCAACAAAUUUUUUACAAGUGUCAUUGAAGAUUUAGAAAAUAAUAAGAUUAAUGUGUCACAAAGUUUGAGUAUAACAUUACUUAAAUGUUGUGGAAACAUUAUGUACUAUACUGACUUAAAAACACGACAAAAUUUGAGUAAACGAGUUUUGAAUCUUUUGAAAUAUAAGAAUUUUACAAUAGAUCAUUAUCAUACUUUAUUACAAACACACAUUGAUAAUGUUCAUUUAAUUGAUCCAUAUAAGUUCCUGAAAGAAAUGAUUGUUGCACCAGAAUAUAAGACAUAUUGUCUUUUAUUAAGAUUGUUGUCAAUCACAGACACUAACAAGUCAGUGAUAGAUUUCAUAUCACAUAUGAGAGAAAAUAAUUGUCUUUUUGGAGAAGAAGAGUACAAUGCAUUGGUUUAUUCAUAUUCUGCACUGGGAGAUUUAACAAAAGCUAAAGAAGUUAUAAAUUCCAUGGAAGAAGCAAACAUUACACCUUCCCUUGCAACUCAUACACAAUUAUUGUAUGGCUUUGCUAAAAUUGGCGAUAUAGAAGGUUUAACAGAAAUUUUGACGACUAAGACUAUACCUCUAUUAGAUAUUAUGAAGCUUAUUAAGUUUCUUAGUUUAUGUAAAAAUGGAGAACAUAUAUCAGAUAUUUUAAGGCAUACACAAGCAAUAGAAAAACCUGAAAAGGAUGUCAUUGCAGUAAUUGUGCAACUAGUACAUGAAAAAUGCUAUUUCGAUGCAUAUGAAAUUGUUACAAAAAUUCCUACAAAGGACAAUGACAAAACCAUCAAAAAAAAGCUCGCAUCAUAUUUUCUUAAAGAAAUGAUAAGUUUGAAUAUAAAUCAGGAAGAUGUAUUGAAAUUUAUAGUUAUGUUUGCAAUGAAACAUGACAUAGGUAGUGUUUGGAAAAACGCAAUUCAAUUUGCUACAAAUUACAAUAAUGAUUCACUAGCUUUUGCUGUAUUUGAAAAAAUGAAAGAAAAUAAUCGUAUUAUUAUGCCGUAUUACUAUUGGUUCUUGUUUACAAAGGCAGCUCAGAAAGGUGAGGAGCAUGAGAUAUAUUCGAUUAUGAGACAUAUGCUAUCAUUAAAUGUUACAUUAGAUAACAGAACAUGGUUAGAGUAUGUAUUCCCAUAUAUCAGUACUAGUAAUCCUGUCCUUACAAUUGAAAAAAUGCUUCAUAAUGGAUUAGCAACAUCUUAUACAGUACCACAUCUGAUAAAAUUUUUAUUAAAUUCGUAUAAGUUAAAAGAAUGCCUGGACUUAUGCAAAAGAUUUAAGAAGAAGAUAAACUGCCAUGAUAUGUUGGACUCUUUAGUCUUGAAUUACAAACAAUCAAAAGAUAUCGAUAGCUGUAUAGAACUCUUACUUAGAUUGUCAUAUAAUGGUCAAGGUUUUGCUGGAACAUUUUUAGUAAAACUUGUACAACAGCCUGACUUUGAGGAAAAUGAUGUAGAAAAUGUUAUUAAACUUUUGUACGCCAUGAAAAAAAAUAAAGCAUUUAUGUCUGUUAAUGAUAUAAAUCGUGUGGAAAAGAAGAUUUUUCAUUUAAAUUUAUCAGAUUACAAUAAAUUCGAUUUAUCACAGUUAUUCAUAGAUGUAACUGCAAAUCCUGAAACAGAUAAUUUCAACAGCGGAAAAGAAAUUCAUCCUACAUUUAUGAAUCUGGAACAAUUGAAAACAAAUUUUAGUAUACUUAAAAUGAAAGGAUUAAAUGCCAGGGGUACUAUACGAUUAUUACUUAUGGCAUCAUGCAAAGAAAAUGAUAUAGAACAAGUGCACAGUCUUCUAAAUGAAAUAAAAAUAAAUAAUAUCCAGUGGACACCUGGAAUGAUGGUCCUUUUGUUCAAUUUUUAUAUAAAAAAUAAAAUGUGUACAGAAGCCUUAUCUGAGUUGAACAACAUUCAAAGUACGUUCCCCAAUUUUAAAAUUGAUAAUUUUAAAAUUAUAGAAUUUAUUAUAUUAUUAGUGAAAGAAAACAAAAUAAAUAAAGCUAUGAAUGUGAUAAGGGAAUUUGACAGUGUCAAUCAUCGAACAAAUGCACAUCUAAAUUGCAUAAAAUUAUUUAAUACACUAGUAGAAUGUAAUUAUUCUGAUUAUGUGAAACAAAUGGCUGAUCUUUUAGUACGAAAGGGUUAUUGUAGAAAUAGUCCUUUUAUAUGGAGCCAUAUAUUUAAUAUUUCUAUGACAGAAGAUAAACCUAUUGAAUUAGUUGUAAGUGAAUGCAGAGAAUAUGUUGAAACAUUCAAUUACGUUCCAGCAAAACAGGAAAUAUUAACAAAAUUGAUUAAACUAGAUUCAAAAUAUGAAAAUCGUAGUUCUUUAAUAAAAGAUGUCUACAGUAUGAUAGUGAAAGUUCAUGGAAAAGAAACUGCAAUUACAAAUCUAAUGAUAUCGCUGGCACAAUGCGAUAAAACAAAAGAAUUACAAGAUUUAUUUGUGAAUAAUCAUAUGUCUGCUAAAACUUUAUUACAAGAAUUUAAAUAUUUACCAGAAAAUGAUAUUGUAAAAGUAUGUUUGAUUAUGUUAAAAAUAGGAGGAAACAUAUUGAAACAAAAUUUAGAACCCAUAUGUUAUUUAGUUCUAACUAUUUACAUAAAACGAGAUGAAACAGAAGCUGCUGUGAAGCUAAAAGAAAAUAUGUUGCAAAAAGGUGUAAGGCCCAGUAAACAAUUUAAAACUGACUAUACAGCUUUAAUAAAUAAGUAUAAAUUUCCGCUUUCCGAAGAUUAGUUAUUAGAAUAGUAUGAAAUAAAAUUGUAAAAAGUGAAAUUCUAAAUUAAUAAACAAUCUUUAAGUUAUCUUUUAAUAUAGUAUUAUAAUUAAUCAUUAAAUUAAAAGUAUCUUCUUUUAUUGGACCAUAAUCAACCUGUUCUCUUUGCUUAAAAAUGAAAUCUUUUAUUUUAUUA
Nomia melanderi (Alkali bee) is the source of this 3541-nucleotide messenger RNA. RefSeq names its product leucine-rich PPR motif-containing protein, mitochondrial-like. Gene Ontology annotation, biological process: regulation of mitochondrial translation. Gene Ontology annotation, molecular function: protein binding; mRNA 3'-UTR binding. Gene Ontology annotation, cellular component: mitochondrion; nucleus. The record is from RefSeq and is a predicted model, not a curated record. Lineage: Eukaryota; Metazoa; Arthropoda; Insecta; Hymenoptera; Halictidae.